AUGGAUUCUAUUGAUAGGGCAUACUUCAGGGGUAACGAUCUGCGCCCGGUUCGUGGCAUCAUCACUAGAAACUUGAGUCAGUCAAUGGUGGAGAUAACCGAUUUGACAGAUGCAUCUGUCCACCGACGGCACAUCGACCAGAUACAUUUCAGAGACGAACAAACUGUCAGUGUUUCAGAACCCCAUGAAAAAGAGGAUAAUCCUAGCAAUUCCGAACCGCCUGAAUCUGAAGCUACGGUUCCUCAAUGUCAUGAUGUUGAACAAGCAGAUGCAGUGCAGCCGGCAGAAUCGGAAGCCAAAACCAGCGCAACACUAAGAAGAUCACGACGGAAGGCAAGUCAAAUUGAUGAGGCUCUUUUGAGGGAGGAAAGUUGUGGUGAUCGUGUAACGAGUACGCACGCACCGCAGUACGGCUUCCAGGUAACUAAUCAAAAAACGAAAAAACCGACCAGUACUGUGGUCUCAAUUGGCACAAACCGGAUUGGCCGAAUGCAAGAAGGCAAACAAAUAAACCAUGUCGUUGUCGAUUGA
Messenger RNA from Echinostoma caproni, 531 nucleotides. Lineage: Eukaryota; Metazoa; Platyhelminthes; Trematoda; Plagiorchiida; Echinostomatidae. The record is from the annotation of a GenBank genome assembly.